AUGUUAUUUAAACUUUGUAUAAUAAAAUUUAUAAUAAUCUUUCAUGUUAUAUACGUACAUACUGAAAACACUAUUGAUUAUGAUCUGAGGGACACAGAUCCAAGCAUUAUAGAAGAUGCUACUUUGGAUACGUUCACGUUAAUCAAGAAAUAUGGCUUCCCUUGUGAAAUACACAGGGUGUAUACGGAAGAUAAAUAUAUUCUGGAAGUGCAUAGAGUACCGUAUGGUAAACGUAAUUCAACCAGACAAAAUCGACCCGUGGUGUUCUUGCAGCACGGCCUUUUAUCCUCUUCCGCAGAAUUUGUGCUUAUGAGACCCGACAAAGGACUAGCGUACCUCCUCGCUGAAGCGGGCUAUGACGUCUGGAUGGGUAAUGCAAGGGGUAAUACAUACUCUCGGCACCACGCAUUCCUAAAACCCACGUCUUCAGAAUUUUGGAAGUUUAGCUGGCACGAAAUUGGCCAUUACGACGUCCCUGCUAUGAUUGAUUACGUCAUCAAGGAAACGGGUGUCCAGAAAAUACAAUACAUCGGCUUUUCUCAAGGGACCACCGCGUUUUGGGUCAUGACUUCAACUAGACCGGAAUAUAACGACAAAAUUUUAGCUAUGCAUGCAAUGGCGCCUAUCGCGUAUGUUGGAAAUAUUCGAAGUCCUGUAAUAAGAGCAGUAGCCCCAUUCACAAACUCUUUAGAACGUAUACUUAAACUCAUAGGAGCAAAUGAGAUAUUACCAAAUGGGAUGAUAAACAAAUUGGCUGGAGAAAAAUUGUGUCUAGAAGAAGCGUUAACUCAAGUUCUGUGUAAAAACCUAUUAUUUCUAUUCUGUGGAUUUAACGCAGAACAAUUAAAUACUACCAUGCUACCAGUUGUUUUAGGGCAUACUCCAGCAGGUGCAUCAACAAGACAAUUCAUACAUUUCGGCCAAAUGUAUAAAUCGAAGAAAUUCGCAUUCUUCGACCAGGGCUGGUUCCGGAAUAAAUGGAAUUAUGGUACCUUUAAGCCACCUUCUUACAAUAUCAGUGCCAUUAGAACACCUAUCUUCCUGCAUUAUGCUGACAACGAUUGGCUUUCUACACCAAAAGACGUUGAUAAAUUCUUUAAAGAAGCGAAAACAGUUGUCGGAAAGUACAGAGUGCCUUUGGAUAAAUUUAACCAUUUGGACUUUGUUUUCGCAAAUGACGCCAAAAAGUUAAUCUAUGACCGUAUUAUAAGAAUUAUGUCUCAGUUUAUAUGA
This is a messenger RNA of Zerene cesonia (dogface butterfly), 1233 nucleotides long. RefSeq names its product lipase 3-like. Gene Ontology annotation, molecular function: hydrolase activity, acting on ester bonds. The transcript has 5 exons. The coding region runs from base 1 to 1233 and encodes 410 amino acids. Lineage: Eukaryota; Metazoa; Arthropoda; Insecta; Lepidoptera; Pieridae. Gene Ontology annotation, biological process: lipid metabolic process. The record is from RefSeq and is a predicted model, not a curated record.